AUGAAGCAGUCGGGAGGAGCCGCGUCGCUGAGCAAGAGCCACUCUCUCUCCUCGCACGAUGCUUCCGAGAAGUUUCAACAACACCCGCCAAAUUCCUCCCGUGUCGUACUCCAUCCCUCAAGAGCGAAACAGUCGGGAGGAGCCGCGUCGCUCAGCAAAAGCCACUCUGUCUCCUCGUUCAUCCUGAUAGAUGCCCCUUCCGUUCAUAAUAGUCACAGUAAAUACAAGCACGAUCGCGGUCCGUCGUGGUCUCUCCUCGUCCUCGCCUGCGCGCUCACUGCGAUCGUGUCAAGCCUCGCGGGGUCCUACACUUCGUACGCGCUAACGAGGAAUUCGUUACAGUUCACGGAUAUUUCCGUAACGGCUUACUCGUCCAACUCCUUCGACCCCUCUGUUGGACUGUCCACUGUCACUCCCCCUGCCGCCACAACCGCCGUCAAAACCGCCGGGGAAGCCGCCGCUGAAUCCGCCGUCACCCAUUCCAGCGAGACCAGAGGAAAUCAACGGGCAGAAGACGACGCGGUGGCGCUGUACACGCCAAAAGCGUCCCUGUUAUCGCGCUACGCGGACCUCAUCGGACCGAGCAGUCGUGGUCGCGACGCAGGCGCUGGGAGCGGAAAUCGCGGCGGGAAUCACGAGGCUGACUGGGUACGGCGGCUGAUUGAGUCAGCAAAAGUCAACGGCAGUCUUUCCGGUCAGCAGUUACGGAGCGCGGUGUCAGUCAUAGCCGUGACGGGUGGGCAGAAGCAGAACGAGUCCAUGGUUGUUCUUGUAACGGGGGCUGCCGGAUUCAUCGGGUCGCACCUCGCGCUGGCUCUGAAAAAGGAGGGUCACGGGGUGGUGGGUCUGGACAAUUUUAACGACUACUAUGAUACUACGCUGAAGGAGGCGCGCGCGGCGCGACUCUGGUCUGCAGGGAUUGAGAUUAUCCGUGGUGACUUGAACAACGGCACGCUUCUCGACAAGCUGUUUGCUACAGUCACAUUCACCCACGUGGCGCAUAUGGCGGCGCAAGCGGGAGUUCGGUAUGCGUUGGAGAAUCCGAAAUCCUACGUGGACAGCAACGUCGCAGGGUUCGUGAAUCUGCUGGAGAGGUGUCGCAGGGUGCCUGUGCGACAGCCUGCGAUCGUCUGGGCGUCGUCCAGCAGCGUGUACGGCGUGAAUCGUGAGGUUCCGUUUUCGGAGUCGCACAGGACCGAACGACCGGCGAGCUUGUACGCUGCGACAAAGCUGGCUGGCGAAGCGAUCGCACACUCGUAUAAUCACAUCCACGGACUGUCACUAACCGCGUUGAGAUUCUUCACUGUAUACGGGCCGUGGGGAAGACCCGAUAUGGCGUAUUUCUUUUUUACGAAGAAUAUUUUGGAAAAGAAGGCGAUUGAAGUGUACAUGGGAGCCAAUGGGACCCUUGUUUCUAGGGACUUCACCUACGUAGAUGACGUCAUCAAGGGCUGUGUCAGCGCCCUUCAAACUGCUACACCCAGCACCGGCGUCCAAGGCAAGAAGACAGGUCCGGCGCAGCUACGGGUGUUGAACCUCGGGAAUACCCAGCCGGUUUCUGUGCCGCAGCUGGUUGACUAUCUACAGUUACAUCUGAGGGAGAAAGCGCUGAAGCGGACAGUGCAGCUGCCUCAUAACGGGGAUGUGCCUUUCACUCAUGCAAAUGUGUCACGGGCAGAGCAUGAGCUAGGGUAUCACCCAACGCGUGGCGGAGAUAGGCGCGUGGGGAAGGCGGGCGCAGGGGGAAACGUGCGGAAUGUAGGGUUUGGGGAGAACGGGGAACUGCGGAGGGGAGGGGGGGGGGAAAGGGGGGGAAGGAGGAAGGACGGAGGGAGGGUGGGAAGGGGUUGGAAAAAGGGAAGGAGAGGGGACGCGAAUAAGGGUUGCGCCACGCGUGGCGGGGAUAAGGACGUGUGGAAGGCGGGCGCAGGGGGAGAUAUGCGGAAUGAAGGGUUUGUUGCGGAAAGGGGAACUGGGGAGGGGGAAGGACGGAAAGCGGGGGAUGGGGAGGGGAGAGUUGGGGGGAAGGAGGGAAGGGGGAUGCGGUGCGGCUAUGAUUGCGCCAAGCGUGGCGGAGAUAGUAGGGGCAUGGGGAAGGUGGGUGCAGGGCGAGAUGUGCGGAAUGCAGGGUUUGGGGAAAAAGGGGAACUGGGGAGGGCAGGGGAGGGGGAAGGGGGAGAUAGUAGGGGCAUGGGGAAGGUGGGUGCAGGGCGAGACGCGGCUGUGGGGGGGGUGGGCGUGGGGAAGGUGGGCGUGGGGAGGGGGGGCGUGAGAAAGGCGGGCGUAGGGAGGGCGGGUGUGGGCAAGGCGGGCGUGGGGAAGGCGGGUGUUGGGGAAGGCGGGUGUUGGGGAAGGCGGGUGUGGGGAAGGCGGGCGUUGGGGAAGGCGGGUGUGGGGAAGGCAGGCGUAGGAAUGUAG
This is a messenger RNA of Closterium sp. NIES-65, 2418 nucleotides long. The record is from the annotation of a GenBank genome assembly. NCBI's taxonomy places the organism in Eukaryota, Viridiplantae, Streptophyta, Zygnematophyceae, Desmidiales, Closteriaceae.